Ylistrum balloti is the source of this 630-nucleotide messenger RNA. RefSeq lists its product as uncharacterized. Bases 67 to 630 code for a protein of 187 amino acids. Lineage: Eukaryota; Metazoa; Mollusca; Bivalvia; Pectinida; Pectinidae. The transcript has 6 exons. The record is from RefSeq and is a predicted model, not a curated record.
CUGCAUAACGCUGAACAUUUACUGCUUGACAUGAUCCGGUACCGUGCUCGGCGAUAACCUGUCAAAAUGGUGGCACCUGUAAUGAUAAUCCUAACUCAGGCAGUUUUGUAUGCACUUGUACACCGGACUUUACUGGAACUACCUGUUCAGAUCCGGUACCGUGCUCGGCGACAACCUGUCAAAAUGGUGGCACCUGUAAUGAUAAUCCUAACUCAGGCAGUUUUGUAUGCACUUGUACACCGGACUUUACUGGAACUACCUGUUCAGAUCCUGUCCCGUGUACAUCAUCAAUUUGUCAAAAUGGCGGUACGUGUGCUAAUUCUCCGACAACUGGCAGUUUUGUGUGCAGUUGUACACAGGUUUUUACAGGAAUUACUUGCACAGAUGAGGAUAAUGAAGAUGUCGAAGACGCGGUGGUUGACAAACGAGAAAGUCAUGUCUGGUUUAGAUGGGGCCCUCAGCAGGGAAUUCAGCAAAGGCAUCCAGCUCAAGGAAGGUGAGUGUGUUGUCACCCUUCAAGAGGAGAGACACAAAUAUGCCUUAUUAGGAAGUGGAGUGAGCAUUAGAGAUCUCCACUGCAGGGUUCUUGAUGUAGAAAAAUCUGUCACCAAUGUUACUAUAGACAAAUAG